AUGGCAGAUGACGAACAGGAGACGUACAAACUGUGGAGAGUGAGAAAGACCAUUAUGCAGAUGUGUCAUGAUCGUGGUUAUCUCGUAACCCAAGAAGAGUUGGAUCAAACUCUUGACGAAUUCAAAGAGAUGUUCGGAGAGCAUCCAAGUGAACGGAAGCCAGCUCGUAGCGAUCUCACCAUCCUCGUUGCACACAACGACGACCCAACAGAUCAAAUGUUUGUUUUCUUCCCGGAGGACACAAAGAUUGGAAUCAAGACAAUCAAAGCGAUAUGUCAGCAAAUGCAAGAGCAGACCAUCACGAGAGCGAUCAUUGUUGUUCAGAAUGGAAUGACCCCUAGUGCAAAACAGGCGAUCGCGGAUAUGGCUCCUAAAUAUAUUCUUGAACACUUCCUUGAAUCGGAGCUUAUGGUGAAUAUCACCGAACACGAACUUGUUCCAGAACAUGUCGUCAUGACCAGUGAUGAGAAGGCAGAGCUGCUUGCCAGAUACAAGCUGAAGGACACGCAACUGCCCCGUAUUCAACUCUCAGACCCAGUUGCAAGGUAUUUCGGAUUGAAACGAGGUCAGGUGGUUAAAAUAAUUCGACCUUCCGAGACAGCUGGUCGCUACAUUACGUACCGUUUGGUGGUUUAG
This is a messenger RNA of Angiostrongylus costaricensis, 636 nucleotides long. The record is from the annotation of a GenBank genome assembly. Lineage: Eukaryota; Metazoa; Nematoda; Chromadorea; Rhabditida; Metastrongylidae.